AUGGUUAACAGUGGAAGACGGGAUAGGACAACAGGUCUAUGGUUAACAGUGGAAGACGGGGAUAGGACAACAGGUCUAUGGUUAACAGUAGAAGACGGGGAUAGGACAACAGGUCUAUGGUUAACAGUAGAAGACGGGGAUAGGACAACAGGUCUAUGGUUAACAGUGGAAGACAGGGAUAGGACAACAGGUCUAUGGUUAACAGUGGAAGACAGGGAUAGGACAACAGGUCUAUGGUUAACAGUGGAAGACAGGACAACAGGUCUAUGGUUAACAGUGGAAGACAGGGAUAGGACAACAGGUCUAUGGUUAACAGUAGAAGACGGGGAUAGGACAACAGGUCUAUGGUUAACAGUAGAAGACAGGGAUAGGACAACAGGUCUAUGGUUAACAGUAGAAGACAGGGAUAGGAGAACAGGUUUAUGGUUAACAGUGGAAGACAGGGACAGGACAACAGGUCUAUGGUUAACAGUAGAAGACAGGGAUAGGACAACAGGUAUAUGGUUAACAGUGGAAGACGGGGAUAGGACAACAGGUCUAUGGUUAACAGUGGAAGACAGUGAUAGGACAACAGGUCUAUGGUUAACAGUAGAAGACAGGGAUAGGACAACAGGUCUAUGGUUAACAGUGGAAGACAGGGAUAGGACAACAGGUCUAUGGUUAACAGUGGAAGACAGGGAUAGGACAACAGGUCUAUGGUUAACAGUGGAAGACAGGGAUAGGACAACAGGUCUAUGGUUAACAGUGGAAGACAGGACAACAGGUCUAUGGUUAACAGUGGAAGACAGGGAUAGGACAACAGGUCUAUGGUUAACAGUGGAAGACAGGACAACAGGUCUAUGGUUAACAGUAGAAGACAGGGAUAGGACAACAGGUCUAUGGUUAACAGUAGAAGACGGGGAUAGGACAACAGGUCUAUGGUUAACAGUGGAAGACAGUGAUAGGACAACAGGUCUAUGGUUAACAGUGGAAGACAGGGAUAGGACAACAGGUCUAUGGUUAACAGUAGAAGACGGGGAUAGGACAACAGGUCUAUGGUUAACAGUGGAAGACAGGGAUAGGACAACAGGUCUAUGAUUAACAGUAGAAGACAGUGAUAGGACAACAGGUCUAUGGUUAACAGUGGAAGACAGGGAUAGGACAACAGGUCUAUGGUUAACAGUAGAAGACAGGGAUAGGACAACAGGUCUAUGGUUAACAGUAGAAGACAGGACAACAGGUCUAUGGUUAACAGUGGAAGACAGGGAUAGGACAACAGGUCUAUGGUUAACAGUAGAAGACAGGACAACAGGUCUAUGGUUAACAGUGGAAGACAGGGAUAGGACAACAGGUCUGUAUUUCAGUGAGGAGGUGGAAUUUUGGUGCAGAGUUGGUCAGGGGGUCACUCCUUUUAUCUGAGCUACACCUGUCUGGGGUCAAAGGUUAAAGGUCAGGGGUCAGGAGUCUGGAACGGUCGAUCUAUAUCACUUAAUUUUUAU
Molecule: messenger RNA, 1478 nt
Organism: Oncorhynchus mykiss (rainbow trout)
Lineage: Eukaryota; Metazoa; Chordata; Actinopteri; Salmoniformes; Salmonidae
Source: RefSeq, a predicted model, not a curated record